AAUCGCAGUAGUCUUCCACUUAAUUCUCACAAAAAAAUCAAUCAGUUGAAAUAAACGUUACGAUCAGUUGUCAGAUUUUAACCAAAAUGGCUGCAAAACAAGAAUUCUUCAACCCUAAAACCGGAGAAAACCAUGGAAUUUUCGGCUAUAAAUAUUUGAAAUUUCACCGUAUGAGAGACCCAAAAUGGACGGCUGGAGACAAAAUGAUUCAAUAUGUAGGAAUAACGAAAAUCUACGAUCGUGACCGCAAACUGCAGGGACUGAAAACAAUUAUGGCCCGGAAGCACAAGCAGCAGUACACCCGAAGGGUGAACAAAUUGCUCAAGGACGAUACCGGUUACCUGCAUGUUGCGAAUGUUGGCGAUGCCCAGCGGAUCAAAAAUAUUUUUCAAGGCCACUAUGAGAUGCAAAAAGCGUAUCAUCCUUUGAUGAUUGAGAACAUUGUCGAGAAAAUUGACCAGAGAACUUUUGCCAAACGGAAAGCGCUGGACAGGCUAGUACACCGCUACAAGACUUUGACCGACUCUUACGAAAAAGAGCUGAUCAAGGUCUCAGAAUUGCAGGACAGAACGAAAUUUAUGGAUCCGCAAGAACUGUACGAGGAGAUCGAGGCGAAGAGCUACGAACUUGAGUUGCGACAUUGUGGCACACGUAUCCGUACGGCAGACGCUAUAAAUAGAGCAUAUAAUGAAAUAAUUCGGACGAUGCUGAAGGAUUCCAUCUAUUACGACCCAGUUCUCAGUGCACUACAAGAAGAUUUGACGGAACAAAACCGAUUCAUACAGAAAACUAGAAACACUGGAAUCCCGACAAUGAAAAACGUACAAAGCCUACAACACGAGUUUGAGGAUAUAGACAGAAAAACCAGCAAAGAACUGACGGAUAGAUUCAAUGCCCUUAUGGAACAUCGUGAAAUUUUGAACUCCAACAACAGACGAGUGAAAUCACUUGUUCGAAGAGAUAGUGAUUUCGAUGUAAACUCAUCACGGUACGAUCGAGACACUUGUAGCAUGGCAGAUCUGAAAAUUCAAAUGGAUGAGAUCGAGAAGAUCUUGAAACAAUUGAAAAAUGCAACUUCAUGUGGAAACCCGAAAGAAAUUUAUCCAAGAGUCAAACAACAAAUACGUGAUAGUGAGAAAAUGAAGAAAAAUAUGGAAAAACGAGAACACCAACGUAACAUUGCACAAAUUGAGGCGGAUAUCGCUGACAUGUGUCACGAUGAGCUAGCCAAUGAUUUCACUCCUGAUGAAAUACGACGAAUUGAUAAUUAUCGCAAAUUAGAAGAAAAAAUCAACACCGAAAAAGCGAAGCAAAAAGUUUUAUUGGGAAACAAGGCCGAUCUAAAAGAUACAACAAAUAUGCUUAAAUCUGCAUUUCAGCAUAUACUAGAUGUUCUCAGAAAUAUGGAAAACGGAAUGACGACCGCGUCUAAACCAGAAACUGCAAAUCCGAAUGAUUCGAUUUUAGAUUUACCGUUUCUUGACUUCAACCAAGCUAUGAAAAAUCCACCGCCAAAACUGUUUGAAGGAGAUCUUCAGUCAUUUAUCUCAAAAGCAAAAUACAAAAUAUCAAAUCUCAUGAACAUCUACCGUGACGUCGAUCUCACAGCAAAGCAAGAAUUGUUGAACAUGGAAUAUCAGAGCAACAUUCUUAAGGAAUAUAACGAACAGAACUUGAAGAGCAUGAAGGACAUAGGCAAAUCAAUAAUGGAAGGUAUAGUUAUAGAUGAUCCAAACGUGUACAGCAGAAAACAAAUCAAAGCAAUUAGCGCCAAUAUUGUAGAGAAGAAUAUGAAACGUGAAGAUUGAAGUUUAUGCAAAUUUGAAUACAUGUUUCUAAAUUCGAUUAUCCUUGAAGAACCAUCAACUUUGUUGCUGAAUAAACUGGUAGGUC
Aedes albopictus (Asian tiger mosquito) is the source of this 1893-nucleotide messenger RNA. RefSeq lists its product as uncharacterized. Gene Ontology annotation, cellular component: ciliary tip; ciliary basal body; ciliary rootlet. Gene Ontology annotation, biological process: cilium movement; outer dynein arm assembly. NCBI's taxonomy places the organism in Eukaryota, Metazoa, Arthropoda, Insecta, Diptera, Culicidae. Bases 87 to 1808 code for a protein of 573 amino acids. The transcript is spliced from 11 exons. The record is from RefSeq and is a predicted model, not a curated record.